Molecule: messenger RNA, 1439 nt
Organism: Musa acuminata subsp. malaccensis (wild Malaysian banana)
Lineage: Eukaryota; Viridiplantae; Streptophyta; Magnoliopsida; Zingiberales; Musaceae
Product: BTB/POZ and TAZ domain-containing protein 2-like
Cellular component (GO): nucleus
Molecular function (GO): protein binding
Source: RefSeq, a predicted model, not a curated record
CCAAGGUUACCCCACUUCCCCUUGGCUUCAAACACCCCCUCCCAUCUCUUCCUCCUCCAUGAGUUGAUUCAGCUCCUCACUGCUGUUUCCGGUCGCCUGAUUGUUGCCCACCAGCCUUGAGGGGAGGCAGAGGCAGAGGCAGAAGCAGAGGAGAGAUGAGCUAUUCGACGAACGCUCCGGCCGGGUUCUGGGAAUGGCCUGAUGUCCAGAUACUGACUGCCGGAGAGCGCAGGAUUCCUGCUCAUUCCAAAGUUCUGGCGUCGGCGUCGCCGGUGUUGGAGAGUAUGUUGGAUCAGCCACGCCAACGCGGGGGCGAAGAGAGAGUGAUUUCCAUUCUCGGAGUUCCUUGUGGUGCAGUAGAUGUCUUCGUUCGCUUGCUCUACUCUUCCAGGUGUGUGCCGCCGGCGGCGGAGAUGGGAGAGCACGGUGUGCACUUGCUGGUGCUGUCGCACGUCUACCAGGUGGGUUGGCUGAAGCGGGCGUGCGAGAUGGCGCUGGCGUCGGGGCUGGCGGCGGAGAGCGUGGUGGAUUUGUUGGUUCUGGCCCGGCGGUGCGACGCGUCAUGGCUGCACCUCCGCUGCAUGAGGGUCAUUACCGGGGACUUCGCUGCCGUCGAGCGCACCGAGGCGUGGCGCUUCCUGCAGGACAACGAUCCCUGGCUCGAGCUCGACAUCCUCCAAUCCCAACAAGAUGCUCGUUUGAGGCAGAAGCGGCAGCGGAGGAAGAGGGAGGAACAGGCGCUAUAUGCAGAGCUUAGCGAGGCCAUGGAGUGCUUGCAGCACAUCUGCACCGACGGCUGCACCGACGUCAGGCCCUCCGGCCGCGAGGCGCCACCGCGCGACCGCACCCAUUGCCCGAACCCCACCACGUGCCGCGGCCUCCAGCAGCUCAUCCGCCACCUCCCCGCCUGCAGCCGCAAGCAGCAGCAGCAGCUCGGCUGCACCCGCUGCAAGCGCCUGUGGCAGCUCCUCCGCCUCCACGCAUCCAUCUGCCUGCAUCCCGACCCCUGCAGCGUCCCCCUCUGCUCCCAAUUCAAGCGGAAGAUGGAGCAGAUGAACUUCAAAGAAGAGGAGGAAGACGUUAAGUGGAGGCUCUUGGCUAAGAAGGUGGCCUCUGCUAGAGUAAUGUGCUACCUGGCAAGGAGGAAUGCAGUUCCAGUAAGCUUGGCUGAAGCAGAGCUCAUCGACUGAGAGAUUACCAAGUCAGAUUUAGACCAAAUUAACUGGGAUGCAUCAUUCUCAUUUACAUCAAUUCCUUCAGUAGUUUGGUCCAUAACUGCUGUGGUAGAUUAACUCUACCAAAGUACCAUAAAUAUGUUCAAGCUUUGUAUAUGAUGAGAGAGAGAGAGAGAAACUUCCAUAGAUUUUAAGAUUACUCUCAGCCAAUAUGAUUUCUCAUCUCACUCAGAUAACAGUGCAUGGCACAAUGGCCUCCGCAUA